AUGUGUCCUCACGAACUGUAUGACGGAGCGACCACCGCGCUGUUGAAGUCCCCAGACCCCAAGGGUAGCCACAAAAGGCAGCUCAGCAAUGGGACACCAGAUAACUCCCCGGCACGAAGAUCAAAACGACAGAGAUCAAGCAUCAAUCUGAAGGAGCCUUCUUCUCCCACAUCUGAUCUCGACUUGCCGGUCAAGGAAGAGGCCGAGCUAGUAGUGACGAAGAAGACCCAAAGAUCAGUUCCCGUUAAGGUCGAAGCUGACGAAGACGCGAAGCCUGUGCCAACUCCUAAACGCGGGAAGAAAAGAGAAACUGUGGUCAAGAAAGAAGAGACCGAGACUAUUGUUGAGAAGAAGCCUUCAAAAAGAAAGAAGAAGACACAGGAAGAGAAAGAAUCUGACGCCAUGCCAUUGGCACCGCGGACGCAAGGCUUGCGGAUGUUCGUAGGCGCUCAUGUUAGCGCGGCAAAAGGCGUGUUCAACUCGAUCACUAAUAGCGUCCAUAUCGGUGGGAAUGCCUUCGCCUUGUUCCUAAAAUCACAGCGGAAAUGGGAGAACCCUGCUCUUCAAGAUGAUCAUCGAGAUCAAUUCCGCCAGCUCUGCGUGGAGCACAAAUACGAUGCGACCAAAUACAUCCUCCCCCAUGGAUCAUAUCUUGUCAACCUGGCCCAAAACGACAAGGAAAAGGCCAAGCAGGCCUAUGACUCUUUCGUGGAUGACCUUCGCCGGUGCGAAUCUCUUGGUAUCACGCUCUAUAACUUCCACCCGGGAAGCGCAAACCAAACACCAUUCCCAGAAGCGCUCUCCCGCCUCGCCGACACACUCACGCAAGCCCUAUCCGCCACCAAAACCGUCGUCCCCGUGCUAGAGACCAUGUGCGGCCACGGCAGCACAAUCGGCGGCUCACUACCCGACUUCCGAGACCUCCUAGCCCUCAUCCCGAAAGAGCAUCACCCCCGAAUCGGAAUUUGCGUCGACACCUGCCACAGCUUCGCAGCAGGGUAUGACCUCGCCUCACCCGCGGGGUUCAAAUCCUUCCUUUCCGAGUUCGACGAGCUGAUCGGCCUCCGCUUCCUCCGCGCCCUGCACCUAAACGACUCCAAAGCGCCACGAGGUAGCAAGCGCGAUUUGCAUGCAAACAUUGGCACCGGAUUCCUCGGCCUGCGCGCAUUCCACAAUGUCAUGAACGAACCGCGCUUUGAGGAUCUGCCUAUGAUCCUUGAGACGCCGAUUGAACAGUCCGAUUUCAGCGUGUGGGCGCGCGAGAUUAAGCUCCUGGAAUCGCUGAUUGGGAUGGAUCCCGAAGGCGAAGAGUUCAAGAUUCUAGAGGCGAAGCUUGCGGAGGAAGGGCGGGUCAUGCGUGAGAAGCAUCAGGAGCAGUAUGACCGGAAGAUGGAAGCUGAGGAGAAGAAAAAGACCAAAGGGAAGGGGAAGCAGAAGAGUUUGGCGGAUAUGAUAAAGAAGGGGACUGCGGAGGAAGAAUGA
Molecule: messenger RNA, 1482 nt
Organism: Penicillium riverlandense
Lineage: Eukaryota; Fungi; Ascomycota; Eurotiomycetes; Eurotiales; Aspergillaceae
Product: DNA-(apurinic or apyrimidinic site) lyase APN1
Exons: 5
Coding region: 1-1482 (493 amino acids)
Biological process (GO): base-excision repair
Cellular component (GO): mitochondrion; nucleus
Molecular function (GO): DNA-(apurinic or apyrimidinic site) endonuclease activity; DNA binding; zinc ion binding
Source: RefSeq, a predicted model, not a curated record